AGUGCGCUGCCAGGGUGGCAGGAUUUGUGUUGAAACCUCCGUUCUGUCAGACAUGCGCAAGAGCGUCAGCAGCAGCUCCAAAGCCAUCGCUGCGCCGCGUUUCCGCCUUGGCUGAGCGGCGCGCACAGGCCGAAAGGAAGAGCAGAGCCAGCGAGACGCAGUGGGAGCAGCGCGCACGGAAGAACCCCAGCUCCGCUCCGCGUUUCCACCUCCACUGCAGAGCGGGCACUCUGCGCGGCGCGCCGCCGCCUCUCCGGCAUGGACUCUGCGCUACGAAGACGCAGCUAAAAUGUGAAGCUCGCCGGGCAAAUCAGAGUAGACAGAGCGCGCGCGCGCGGGUGUGUGCGCGCGCCAGGAAAAAAGGAGAAAGUGCUUUGCGGGUGAAUUCAGCUGUGCGUUCUGCAGUGCAAAAAUGAAGAAGUUUAACAUCAGGAAGGUGCUGGACGGGCUCAAGGAGGUGUCGUCUUCCACGCCGUCUGUCCAAGUGGGGCCACAGGAGAACCAUCUGUUCCACGAGACUCUCCAGUCCGACCAUUUCCAGCUCUGCAAGACCGUCCGUCAUGGCUUCCCCUACCAGCCUUCAUCCAUGGCUUUCGACCCUGUGCAGAAGAUUCUGGCCAUCGGCACCCAGAGCGGAGCUCUCAGACUGUUUGGGCGUCCUGGUGUGGAGUGUUACUGUCAGCAUGAGAGCGGCUCCGCCGUCAUUCAACUACAGUUUCUCAUCAAUGAGGGGGCGCUGGUGAGCGCGCUGGCUGACGACAGCGUCCACCUGUGGAACCUGAGGCAGAAGAGACCGGCUAUCCUCCACUCCCUGAAGUUCAACAGAGAGAGAAUAACUUUCUGCCACCUGCCCUUCCAGAGUAAAUGGCUGUACAUCGGCACAGAACGAGGGAACGUCCACAUUGUCAACGUGGAGUCCUUCAUGCUCUCAGGCUACGUCAUCAUGUGGAACAAAGCCAUUGAACUGUCUUCAAAAGCUCAUCCUGGACCAGUAGUCCACAUAAGUGAUAACCCUAUGGAUGAGGGAAAGCUUAUAAUUGGAUUCGAGUCUGGUAUCGUGGUCCUUUGGGAUCUGAAAUCAAAGAAGGCAGACUAUCGCUACGCUCACGAUGAGGCGAUCCACUCAGUUGCUUGGCAUCAUGAGGGCAAGCAAUUCAUCUGCAGCCACUCUGAUGGAACCCUGACCACAUGGAACGUGAGAGGCCAAGGCAGGCCCAUACAGACAAUCACCCCGCAUGGAAAACAGCCCAAGGAUGGGAAGAAGCCAGAGCCAUGUAAACCCAUUCUUAAAGUGGAAUAUAAAACAACUAGGAAUGGGGAGCCCUUCAUAAUCUUUUCUGGUGGUCUGUCCUAUGAUACUGUUGGCCGACGGCCUUGUCUGACAGUAAUGCACGGGAAGAGCACUGCGGUCCUAGAGAUGGACUACCCUAUAGUAGACUUCCUCACACUAUGUGAGACGCCGUAUCCUAAUGAUUUUCAGGAGCCUUACGCUGUGGUGGUCCUUCUAGAAAAAGAUUUAGUGGUGAUCGACCUUGCACAAAAUGGGUACCCCAUAUUUGAGAACCCAUACCCGCUGACGAUCCACGAGUCUCCUGUGACCUGCUGCGAGUACUUUGCCGACUGCCCUGUGGACCUCAUACCUGCACUUUACUCUGUCGGCUCACGACAGAAACGACAGGGAUACAGCAAAAAGGAAUGGCCUGUGAGUGGUGGAAACUGGGGUCAAGGCACACUAAGUUACCCAGAGAUCAUCAUAACCGGGCAUGCUGAUGGAACUGUGAAGUUCUGGGAUGCCUCUGCAAUAAUGCUCCAGGUGCUCUAUAAGCUAAAAACAGCUAAGGUAUUUGACAGGAACCGGUCCAAAGAAGACAAGGGCAGCACCGAGGUGUCAGACGAGGACCCUUUUGCCAUUCAGAUUAUGGCUUGGUGUCCUGAGAGCCGGAUGCUUUGUGUCGCCGGGGUGUCAGCUAACGUUAUCGUCUACCGCUUCAGCAAGCUGGAAGUAACCACUGAGGUUGUGCAGCUACUAGAGGUGCGAAUGCAGUCUGAGCUGAACGAAACAGACUCUCCAGAUGGCGGGGGUGAGCCGACAUCAGCACAUCAUACCCCCGGUGCCAGCCCUCACACAAGCGGCCCGCCUUCACAGCCUUCCACCAGCAGCAACAACUCUGAUGGAGGCAACAUGCCCUGCCUCAAAGUGCGCAGCACUCCUUUAAAGCAGUCUGCAGGUUACCAGGUAGAUUUGGUGGUCCAGUUAGUGUGGGUGAGUGGAGAGCCUCCUCAGCAGAUCUCAAGUCUGGCACUCAAUUCCACCUACGGCCUAGUGGUGUUUGGCAACAGCAACGGUGUAGCAGUCGUGGACUACAUCCAAAAGACGGUGGUCCUUAAUUUGGGAACGGUCGAGCUUUACGGCUCCAAUGACCCCUACCAGAGACAGCCACGGUCACCGAGAAAGUCACGACAGCCUUCAGGAGGUCUGUGCGAUAUAAACGAGGGCUCUGCCACUUCAGAGGACCGCUGCAAGUCUCCUACUUCAGUGUUGAUGUCAAACACCAAUCUACAUCAGUUCUACAAUGGAGGUGGUAGAGGAGCAAAGAUGUCACGGAAAUUAAGCUUGCCUACUGAGCUAAAGCCAGACUUGGUCCUCCUGUCCGUAUGCCCGCCGCGGGGUGCCAACCCAUUAGACCACCGAGACAACUCCUUCAGCCGCUCGCGCUCCUCCAGCGUCACCAGCAUCGACAAGGAAUCGCGGGAGGCCAUCAGCCUUUUCUACUUCUGCGAGACAUUUGCCCGGAAGGGGGACUCCACUUUGACCCCCUGUCUGUAUGUGGGGACCUCCCUGGGAACUGUUCUGGUCCUGGUGCUCACAUUACCACCUGCUGGGGAGCAGCGGCAACUGCAACCAGUUAUCAUUGCACCUGUAGGAAUGUUGGUGCGACUGAAGGGAAGUGUUUUACGGAUGGCUCUCUUGGAUUCCUCUGGCUCUCUGCUGCCUCCUUCCUUUGAUCCUUGGUUUGAACCCAACGUCACCACAGACGGAGAGGAAAAGGUCCCCAAGCGCCGGCCUGUGUCCGUGUCCCCCUCCACCUCCCAGGACCUUAGUGAGAGCCAGUAUGCCGUGGUUUGCUCAGAAAAACAGGCCAAAGUCGUUUCCCUGCCCUCCCAGACGUGCAUCUACAAACACAACAUCACAGAGACAUCCUUCAUCUUACGGGCAGAUGUGGUGCAGAUGACCCAAGGCGUGUGCCUGGCCUGUUUUUGUGCCAACGGCCACAUCAAGACCCUCAGUUUGCCGGGACUGAGACCGCUCCUGGAUGUAAACUACCUACCGUUGACAGAUAUGCGGAUAGCCAGAACAUUCUGCUUCACCAACCUGGGUCAGGCUAUGUACCUGUGUUCCCCAACUGAGAUCCAGAGGAUCACCUACAGUCAGGAAACCUGUGAAAACCUGCAGGAGAUGCUGGGUGAGCUUUUUACCCCGGUGGAGACACCAGAGGCACCAAAUAGAGGUUUCUUCAAAGGCCUCUUUGGAGGAGGAGCACAGUCGCUAGACAGAGAGGAACUUUUUGGUGAAAUAGCAGCUGGAAAGGCAUCACGAAGUCUGGCCCAGCACAUCCCUGGCACGGGUGGUAUUGAGGGCAUGAAGGGGGCUGCCUCAGGUGUGGUUGGAGACCUGGCACGGGCCCGGAUAGCACUGGAUGAAAGAGGCCAGAAACUGGGCGAACUGGAUGAGAGGACGGCUGCCAUGAUGACAAGCGCAGACUCUUUUUCCAAACACGCCCACGAGAUGAUGCUGAAGUGCAAAGAUAAAAAGUGGUACCAGUUCUGAUUAGCGUUGGGGAGUAGUACAAUUCUCUGGACUUCACUAUUUAACUUCCAUUUGCUCAUGUGGACUUGCUGUGAUUCCAAGCCAUCUGUCUGUUCAUCCAUCUAUCUCUCCGGGCCUUUUUCACUGAAACACGUGGGAUUUUCUUCCCUAGCACAAUGUUGAAUACUGUUUUUACCUCAGACUGAAGGUGGAACUGAGGGGUACACAAAGGGUGAAGGAUAACCUCAGACGAAACAAAUAAAUGGUGUCUUUCCUAUACCUUCUUGUCUUUUUUUUUUGUGUUCUCUCUAUUCAAUCUCCUCUCUGAGGUUGCAGAUUGGCCUGAGCACCUGGAGGUUCCUCGUUGUCAUUUACCUAAAACAAAACCACACAAAAAAAAAAAAAAAAGUGUUUUACUGUUGUCUUUACUCUGUACUCACAGCUGGAAAAAAAAGUCACAAAGACUACAAAAGAUGUAUGAAAUGUAAAAAGAAGAAAAUAUGACAUGACUAUUUAUACGUAGAUCUAAUACAUGUGCAAUGCUGUAUCUACUUGUAGACUUUUGUACUUGCGUGAGAAGUGCAAAAGACAGGGAUAGCUCGUCGAGGAGAUGGGAGCUGAAACAUGGAGAGCCAUUAGAAGCCCUCAGACAGUGAAGUCUCCUCUAUGCAGAGAGUUUCCAGGAUAAUAGCAUCUCACUUUCAUGUAUAUUUUGUCAUCUUGCUCAGUCUUUGAACCCUCCUCUCUGACAGGUGUUAUUGAUCUCUAUGGGUGAGAGAUUUCAUUUGGCUUUGCUGAUUUUUCGGAUUUGUUUAAAAAACCUAUUUUUCUAAUGUGAAACAUAUUUAAUUUUGUUUGGAAAAGAAAGUUAUUUUGUGGCUGUUUGGUGUUUUUGAAAAGGGCUGGAAUUCAAAAGGAAGGCAGAAAUAAUUAGAUAUAUAUACACACACACACACAUAUAUAUAUCUCCAUUAAGAAACAGAACACACAUUCUUGCAAAAUUGGUUUAAUUCCAACAAGUCGAAAACAAAAAAGAUUUUCCCAUUUAGUUGUUUGUGCAGAAAGUUUUCACAUGAAUGAGAUGUCAUCCUUCAACUUUCUUUGUUGCAAAACUCCCAAAUGUGGAGGAUCCAGGGGUGGAGCUACAGGGGGCAGAGGGGGCCCGCUGCCCCACCAGCAAAAGCCCCUCCACCCGAAUUUUUAAUCGGUAUUCAUAUCAAUUAUGACAAACAUUAAGAACUCAUAAAUACAAACGUCUUUAAGCAGUGCAAAUGGUUACAAAAAUAUGUAAUUGAAAUGGGUAUAUUUGAUCUUUUCAUUUAUACUUCUCUUUUUGCCGCCCUUUAAAAGUCUUCUGCUUCCCCCCCCCAUAUAUAUAAACAGUUCUAGCUCCGCCACUGGGUGGAUCCUCGUUGCUAAUUGUACAUAGGUAAAUAGGUUGACAAUCUUUGAUCACAUGGAAGGUGAAGAUCGACGUUGCUUUAGCAACAAUAGAGGAGAAUGGCCAUAUUUUUCUGACGCCAAAGAGUUUUUUUUGCCCCCCCACCCCCACCCCCGUCGCUUCUUUUGUAUUAACAUCAGGCCAUAAAUCUGGGAAACCUAACAGCACCCGCUAAUGUGUCUGUGUUCAAGGAUCAGCAGGUUGCAAUAGGAAGCCAAAUAUGGUGUACAUUUGUAAUAAAAGGUAACAACUCAAUUAGUGUUCAAUGUUCAAAUUGGCUAAGCUGCUAGUUAAUUACUGUUAAAUGAAGCCAAACUCAUUUGCGAUACUUUCAAGCAUUUCAUUCAUAUGGGAGGGUGUGUUUGUGUGUCUAUAUGUGUGUCCUCUAAAGCUGUCCUAAAGUAGUUUAGGAGACAUUCAUGUUUUGUUGGAGUAGUUGUCUUUCCAGCCUUCUGCGUGUCCUCUUAGACUGCAGUGACUAAAAUUAUUCAAUUUAAAAAAAUUUCAACUUAAUCGAUUAUUUUUUUACUUUCAGAUUUUGUUUUUUUUCUUAAUGUUUGGACUUUCAGCAGCAGUACACCUCAGACCUUCUGUGUUUAGUCAGUUGUGUAGUGUGGUGGUUGGUAGGUAGCUCUCUCCUAAUGGCAAAGAGAGAAAAAAAUCACAAUUUAUUUGGUAUAAUCUUCUUUUAUCAAUUAUUGUGUAUGUUUUUUUCUUUUUUUCCAGCAUCUAACUUUUUUUCAUCCAUACUCUUCAGUAUGCAGUAUUAUUGCCUGAUAUAAUCCACACUCAGACAAUGAGAGGGAGUCCUGUCUAUUCACCGUAUGUCAUUCUCUGUCCACAGUUAUCAGUGGGUUGCAGUAUUUUUAUCAUUGUAGCCAACUUUCUUGUACAGUUUUAUGCAACUUUCACAUGGAUGUUUAUGACUCUGUCUGCCGAUACACAAGAUUUAGGAAUUCUGUAGAUAACUUACUGUGCAAUGUAAAAAUAAAAGUGGAAAAACUUUU
Molecule: messenger RNA, 6256 nt
Organism: Oryzias latipes (Japanese medaka)
Lineage: Eukaryota; Metazoa; Chordata; Actinopteri; Beloniformes; Adrianichthyidae
Source: RefSeq, a predicted model, not a curated record